GAUAGCAGCUUCAUUAAUUCCGCACCAAAACCCACAGUAGAAAUGAUAAGGCUUUCUAUUCUGCUCCUCUUCGUCUUAGCUGCAAUCGCUGAAUGGCAAGAAGGGAGCUCUGAUCUGCCCCGAGGAGUGGGUACUAGCGGCGGAGCUAUCUUACCGGCGGCGGUACUCGCCGGGGCUCGACGUCUACGGUUUGGGAGUAAGUCGGGGGAGUUCAAGAUACUGCAGGUGGCGGACAUGCACUACGCCGAUGGGAAGGAGACGGGAUGCCUGGAUGUGUUUCCUGACCAGCUCCCGUCCUGCUCUGAUCUCAACACCACGGCAUUUAUCUAUCGAGUUAUUCGCCAUGAGAACCCUGAUUUCAUCGUCUUCACAGGUGACAAUAUCUUUGGCAUAGAUUCUAAAGAUGCAUCAAAAUCAUUGAAUGCUGCAUUUGAACCUGCUGUUGCUCUCAAAUUACCAUGGGCUGCAGUAAUUGGCAACCAUGAUCAAGAGGGUACCUUGUCCCGUGAAGGUGUAAUGCAACACAUUGUAGGGAUGGAUCAUACCCUUUCGCAACUUAAUCCAACUGGAGUAGAAAUUGAUGGUUUUGGAAAUUAUAACUUAGAGGUUCGUGGGGCUGAGGGUUCUGCACUUGCUAACAAGUCAGUUCUCAAUCUGUAUUUCCUUGAUAGUGGAGAUUAUUCUACUGCCCCUGCCAUUCCAGGUUACGGUUGGAUCAAACCCUCUCAGCAAGUCUGGUUCCAGAAGACUUCUUCUCGCCUUCAGAAGGAGUACAUGAGAGGAGCUUUGCAGCAGAAGGAUCCAGCACCAGGCCUUGUUUAUUUCCACAUACCUCUACCAGAGUUCAGCUACUUCGAUGCAUCAAACUUUACCGGCGUAAAGCAGGAGGGGAUCAGCUCGGCGUCCAUCAACUCUGGUUUCUUUGCAACAUUGGUAGAGACAGGAGAUGCUAAAGCUGUCUUCACAGGGCAUGAUCAUCUCAAUGACUUCUGCGGCAAGCUUAUUGGUAUUCAGCUUUGCUAUGCUGGUGGAUUUGGAUACCAUGCAUAUGGGAAAGCCGGCUGGUCGAGGAGGGCGAGGGUGGUUUCUGCAUCUCUUGAGAAGACAUUGAGCGGUGAGUGGGGAGGAGUGAAGUCCAUUAAGACAUGGAAGCGCCUUGAUGAUGAACAUUUAUCCACCAUUGAUACACAGGUCUUAUGGAUUAAGGGUUCAACUGGGAGACGAAGGAAGAGCACUGUUCCAAAUUAAGAUAAAUGAGGAUGGUAGUUUCCAGUUACUGAUGUGGGUAAAGUUAUGCUGCUGGCUUAUAUAGGUAAGCAAGCUCUGAAUAUAAUUGGUUACUAGCUGAGAGUAUGUAAAGAGUUGGUAGAUUCAUCUUAAAGUGAUGGUCAUGUACUACAGCAUAAAUUUACAGAGGAGCAGAAAGUUGUUAGAACCUCAAGCUUUUUACCUUCUUUAGUGCCAGUAUAUUUUUGUUGUAGCUGUUAUUUGCAUUGGAAAUUCUGUGAUGAGGUUCCAGUGGUGAUAUACUAUGAAGUUGUUUAAUGUUCAGUUGAUUCAUCUUAUUAUGCCA
Molecule: messenger RNA, 1573 nt
Organism: Dendrobium catenatum
Lineage: Eukaryota; Viridiplantae; Streptophyta; Magnoliopsida; Asparagales; Orchidaceae
Product: probable inactive purple acid phosphatase 29
Exons: 4
Coding region: 43-1248 (401 amino acids)
Cellular component (GO): cytoplasm
Molecular function (GO): hydrolase activity, acting on ester bonds
Source: RefSeq, a predicted model, not a curated record